AAGAACUACUUCGUACAGCAUUCUAUCACUCUUAUUCUAUACUAUGGAUCAUCCGCGCAAAAGUGCCCAACCGGCCGCGUCGACCAACCGUGUACCAACCGUCCGCUCGAGCCCCGUCAUCAAGCGUUCAAUCUCGUCUGCGACAGCCGGACUCCAAGAUCAGACUGGUUUGGGGUCUACCGGUCAAGCGCAGGAACCAAACAAACAGGCCCUCAACUAUAGCCUCCAGAUGAAGAACGCGCUCACAGAGCUCCUUAAUGACGCCCGAGCCAAGGGAAGCGAUCAGGGAAGCCGCUGCCUCCAGAAUAUCCUCAUGGAAAACGAGCGAGAAGUGAGGGAGAAUAGACGGAAAUCACUUAAUACUCGAGGCGCGAAAUGAGGACAUAUAUUGAUUAUCGCGGAAUGUCAUCCUACCUCUUUCCCGGGAAACAAAACAUUGGAAGUCUCCCGACCGUGUGCACGCAUGGGGUUCUACGACGAUCGUUAUGUCGCUUCGAGGCAUUGUAAUGAUGAGAGGGAGUUUUACAUGCGUCGUGAUGUGAGAAAUAUGAUAAUCCCUUAUUUUGUGGAGAGAUCAACCGGCCGACACAACGCCGAGGUGUUUCCAGAGCUGCAUAUGGCGUCAGAAUAUCAUAUUGGCAGUAUGUAUGUUCGGCCACUUCCACUAUCGUGACUUCGUGCUCUCGGUAGCGAAGCAUGUGUAUAGCUUCUGUCUUUGCGCCGGAUCUUUAAUUUACUAGCACACCCAUCUAAGACAUAUCAGUGGUAACGGGGCUGCUCUUCCAGCUCUUGUGCUUCGUUGUUGGUUCUAUUAGUGCCAAACAUCAGUAUAGAUACACACUGAGGUUCCUGGUAUAUGCGUUACUACUCUCAAUUUGGUAACUUACCAAAGAUUCAUUUCUCAUAUCAUCGUAUUCAAACACUGCCAAUCCCUUUCAUCAUCCAGUUGGAACAUCUCUGUGUGCCAUCAAUACGCCCGAGACAAAUGCCAACCAUGUUGUCGAGUCAUGCGAACGGGAGUUUUGGCUGCGGCUCG
Molecule: messenger RNA, 1036 nt
Organism: Aspergillus caelatus
Lineage: Eukaryota; Fungi; Ascomycota; Eurotiomycetes; Eurotiales; Aspergillaceae
Exons: 1
Coding region: 44-379 (111 amino acids)
Source: RefSeq, a predicted model, not a curated record